AUGUCUUCAGCCAUCACUACUUCCGUGCUCAUGCUGGAAUACACUGGAGCUGCAAAUCUCGUCGCCGAAGUCAUUGGCGCAAACCCAACAGCCACGACAUUCGUACUGGACUGCGGCAAGCCCAAGCAUAAAAAGACCUGGGAUGAGAAUGAAUGUUAUAUGACCAAGGACACCGUCAUCGUCGGCCCAUGGGCCGAUAAGACACCUGCGCCUGGAGCUGUCAUUACUGGUAUCUGGAGAGACGGCUACGUCAACGAAGAUGAAAAGGAAGGCUACUCGUACUUGAUACAAUGCCUAUUGUCUGUACUACGACCAAUCAUGCUUCGUUCACCUUCCGAGAUGGUCGGGGGGUCACAGCGACGUACACCAAACACGGAGUCGUAUCUUUUGUCUGCCAAGACUGCUGCUUCCACCGAAGCUACGGCCACAAGCUAUGUCUCUGGAACCGGAAAGGCUGAGGAAGCAACGACAUCGGCGGCCGAAACUACCAGCACGAAUGACGACGGUGUAAUUACUGUCACUGGGGAAGCUUCGUCAACAACGACUUCGAGCAAUAGUGCAGGCACCAAACGUGCUUUAAGCCUCUGGGCUGCAGUGGGAAUUGCGACAACGGUGGUCUUGGUACGAAUGAAUGCUGUGGUAGGAUAUUUCUUCAUGAUUGAUUCACGCGAGUGA
Molecule: messenger RNA, 675 nt
Organism: Fusarium musae
Lineage: Eukaryota; Fungi; Ascomycota; Sordariomycetes; Hypocreales; Nectriaceae
Exons: 2
Coding region: 1-675 (224 amino acids)
Source: RefSeq, a predicted model, not a curated record